Anguilla anguilla (European eel) is the source of this 2950-nucleotide messenger RNA. It is a transcript of the gene jade1, whose product is annotated as jade family PHD finger 1. Gene Ontology annotation, cellular component: histone acetyltransferase complex. Bases 286 to 2865 code for a protein of 859 amino acids. NCBI's taxonomy places the organism in Eukaryota, Metazoa, Chordata, Actinopteri, Anguilliformes, Anguillidae. The transcript has 12 exons. Gene Ontology annotation, biological process: regulation of transcription by RNA polymerase II. The record is from RefSeq and is a predicted model, not a curated record.
CGGAGCGGUUACGUGACGUCCACACUGUUUGUGCACGGGAGGAGCGCCUCAAUCUGCCGAUGCAUGAACUCACACUCGCUGCUAGCACCAUAUCUUAGCUACGUACAAACACCGGCGCCACGGCCAGCCUUUGCUGUAGAAGCGCUGGGAUUGGACCAACGUCAGUCAUGCGGAUACCGCUCCGAUGAACCGCUUUUCUGAUUGCUGAUUUGCAUACUCCACCAAUCUUUCCUGUCGCACGCAAGGCACCAGAUCUCCGCGGCCUCGCGGCGCAGGUCGGGCGUUAUGAAGAGGAGCCGCCACCCCAGCAGCAGCGAGGACUCCGACGAUGGAAGCAACGGUACAGCCUGGUCCCUGCGCUCAAAGUCCCCCCUCAGAGGGAACACCUGGAGCCGCUCGGAGGGGAGGAAGCCCUCAGAGGUGUUCCGCACUGACCUCAUCACCGCCAUGAAGCUGCAUGACUCGUGCCAGCUGAACCCGGAGGAGUACUACGUGCUGGCGGACCCCUGGAGGCAGGAGUGGGAGAAGGGGGUCCAGGUGCCCGUCAGCCCCCACUCCAUCCCACAGCCCGCCGUCCGGACCGUGGCGGAGAGGGGGCGGGCCGUCACCUUCACCAAGCCCAAGAAGCUGAUCCGCAUGCCGGGCAGCGAGCCGCCCGUGCUGGGCUACGUGGACAUCUGCACGCUGGCGGACGCCACCUGCCGCUACGACCUGAGCGAGGGGGACGUGGCCUGGCUGGAGCUGGCCAAUCAGGAGUUCCGCGAGAUGGGGAUGAAGACGCUGGACGAGAUCACCAUGGAGAGGGUCAUGGAGGAGUUUGAGCGCCGUUGCUACGACAACAUGAGCCACGCCAUGGAGACGGAGGAGGGGCUGGGGAUCGAGUACGACGAGGACGUGGUGUGCGACGUCUGCCGGUCGCCCCACGGCGAGGACGGCAACGAGAUGGUCUUCUGCGACAAGUGCGACAUCUGCGUUCAUCAGGCAUGUUACGGGAUAAUGAAAGUUCCGGAAGGCAGCUGGCUGUGCCGGAUCUGUGCCCUGGGCGUGCUGCCCAAGUGCCUGCUCUGCCCCAAGAAGGGCGGAGCCAUGAAGCCGACCCGCAGCGCCACCAAGUGGGUACACGUGAGCUGCGCCUUGUGGAUCCCGGAGGUGAGCAUUGGAAACCCAGAGAAGAUGGAACCCAUAAUGAACAUUUCUCGCAUCCCCAGCAAUCGCUGGGCCCUGCAGUGCUGCUUGUGUAAAGAGAAGACUGGAGCCUGCAUCCAGUGCUCGGCCAAGAACUGCCGGACGGCGUUCCACGUCACCUGCGCACUCCAGCGCAACCUGGAGAUGAACACCGUCCUCACCGAGACGGACGAGGUCAAGUUCAAGUCCUUCUGCCCCAAACACUCGCACUGCGCGGAUGGUGGGGCAAAGCCUGGCCAGAAGGAGGAGGAGGAGGAGGAGGAGGGGAGGAGGAGGAGGGCGCGGGGUGGCGACAGGGCCGUGGCGUCCCAGGACGGCUCGCCGCGGCGCUCCCUGGCCCCGCCCGCGCCCACGCCCGCAGUACCCGGCGUCGGCCUGCAGGAGGCGCCAGAGCUCAGCCAGCGCAAGCUGAAGCUGCAGCAGCUGAACGACGAGUUCUUCACGCUGGUGCCCGUGGGCGAGGUGUCGCGCCAGCUGCAGCUCCCCGAGGAGACGGUGGACUUCCUGUUCCAGUACUGGAAGCUGAAGAGGAGGGCCAACUUCAACCGGCCCCUGCUCACCCCCCGGAAGGACGAGGAGGACGACCUGGCCAAGCGCGAGCAGGACGUCCUGCUCCGCAGGCUCAAGCUUUUCACACACCUCCGGCAGGACCUGGAGAGGGUGCGGAACCUGACCUACAUGGUGACGAGGCGGGAGAAGAUCAAGCGGUCCAUGUGCCGGGUGCACGAGCAGAUCUUCCACCACCACGUCCGGCUCCUGGAGGAGAAACGGCUGUCCGGAGUGUCCUCUUCGGCCUGCCUGGAGGACGCGCUCUUCUUCAGCUGGGUCUCCUCCCUGGUGUCCAAGCCCAAACGCCCGCAGGCGGAGCGGGCUUCACACAGGCGGGAGUGGAGGAAAGGGGGGGCCCGGAGCGAGCCGCCGAAACCCCCCCACGCCGCCGCCGACGUCGCCAACGCCAGAGCCCCCGCCAGCUACAGACCGGAGGGCAGGAAGACGACGCCGGCCCCGCCGAAACCCGCCAUUCACAGGGAGGCGGGGCCUAAGGCGGGGGAGGGGCCUGUGACCAGGGCGGGGCCGGAGUGCCCGAGGAGGAGGGGCGGCCCCCGGGGCGAGGAGAGGCGGGACGGUCUCAGGGAGAGGGCCCCGCCCAAGGCCAAACCCCGGCCGAAUACAGCCGAGGCGCCGGCCAAUAAGCUGCCAGAUAAGAGGGCCGUCGUCGGGGCGCUGCUGGCCCCUGGGGUGGGGAACCUGAACCCCUGCGUGUCCCUGGAGAGGCUGCCCAGGUGCAACGGCUCCCUGAGGAGGGUGGGGUGCGGCCCGAACAGCCCCGUGCCCCCCCCCAGCCCGGGCACCUCGCCCGCCUCCAGCACGGGCACCGCGCCCCCCUCCAGCCCGGCGGCCGGGGGGGGCCACGGCAAGAACUGGGGCAGCUUCCGCAUCCCGAAAAAGAGCGUGAGGCUCCUGCGAGCACACCCGCCGGGCCCCAACGGGACUCCGCCCCCCGCCCCGGGCCACGCCCACACCCGGGCGCCCCACGGGCCCGUCCCCGCCCCCCAGCCCGGCCGCUCGGAGAGGGACGCCAAGGGGAAGAAGUGCCACGCCCAGCCGCCCCGUGGCCACGCCCCCAUCACGCGCCGCUACGGCACGGACUUCCUGCGCCCGGGGAUCCUGGCAUCCUGAGAGGACUUGAACCCCCCCACUGCCAAAAAAAAAAAAAAGACCCAGACCCUUUUUCACCUUUCAUGUUAUUACUAGAUUUUAAUUU